Trypanosoma conorhini is the source of this 660-nucleotide messenger RNA. RefSeq lists its product as uncharacterized. The record is from RefSeq and is a predicted model, not a curated record. NCBI's taxonomy places the organism in Eukaryota, Euglenozoa, Kinetoplastea, Trypanosomatida, Trypanosomatidae. The coding region runs from base 1 to 660 and encodes 219 amino acids. The transcript has a single exon.
AUGGGGCUCCUCUCCAACGCGAGCAUCUUCGCGCUGAUGCUGAUGCCCGUGGUUCUGCUCGCGAAAGGGCACCACGUCGAAUUCGGGCGCCUCAUUGCACUCGCGGCGCUCAUCGCGUCGUGUAUGAUAGCCGAGUCGACGCUGCUGGCGUCUCUGGCCGGGAUGUCGCUGCCGCAGCACCUUGUCACGGUGGUGGUGAUACCCGCUGUCGACACGCUCUUGAUGAACUUUGUGUUAACCGACGCAAAGGCGCGGAAGGUGCUGCGCGCCCAUGACGCCGGCGAUGAUGCGGCGGCGGUAGUGGCUGCGCUCUGGACAACGGUGGAUCUCGUGCUCUACCGCUGCUUCCGCUGGUAUCGCGCUAUAGGCGGACUUGGCUUCGACGCAGAGAACCUUGUGUCGGCGGCUGAGGCCUUCGUCGGCCUCAACGCGCGGCUCCUCGCGGCGCGAUGCAUAAACGGCCGGGGCAAUAACGCUGGUGGCGGCAGUGCAACUCAUAACGCGUGGGCCUCGGUCCUGCUUCUGCGCGUCGCGAUGACGGCGGCAGGUGUGGCGCUUGGGUCCACGCUGGCGGGCAGCGUCUUGUUCACCGCGGCACUGCUGCUGCUGCAGCGGCUGCUGCGUCCGCCAACCCACGACACCGGCCGCAAGGGCGACUAG